Cucumis sativus (cucumber) is the source of this 2388-nucleotide messenger RNA. Its product is annotated as wall-associated receptor kinase 2. Gene Ontology annotation, cellular component: plasma membrane. The record is from RefSeq and is a predicted model, not a curated record. Lineage: Eukaryota; Viridiplantae; Streptophyta; Magnoliopsida; Cucurbitales; Cucurbitaceae. Bases 1 to 2238 code for a protein of 745 amino acids. Gene Ontology annotation, molecular function: polysaccharide binding; ATP binding; protein serine/threonine kinase activity. Gene Ontology annotation, biological process: cell surface receptor signaling pathway; protein phosphorylation. The transcript has 4 exons.
AUGACUUUUUCAUGGGGGAUGAGAUCAUGGUUCUACAUUUUACUGCUAAUAAUCUCCGUGGAGGCUGACAACGACGUAGCUUACGAUCAGUUGCCUAUCGCCUUGCCAGGCUGCUUGUACCGAUGCGGUGAAGUGGAGAUUCCCUACCCAUUUGGGCUCACUCCUGAAUGCUCUCUCAAUGACGCAUUUCUUGUCACUUGCAAUGACUCCUUUAAUCCCAACAAGCCCUUCGUCCGCCAUGUUCCGAUCACGAGUAUUUCGGUCGAUGAUGGGGAGUUGGGUAUUAAAAGUCCUGUGGCCAACUAUUGUUUUGAUGGCAAUGGGAACGUCUCUGGAAAAAACGAAACGUUUCUCGAAUCCAACCAGUUCACCAUCUCGACGAAGAACAUCAUCACUGUCAUCGGUUGUAGUACUAUCUCGACGAUCAGCGGCACUUUCCAGGGAAACGAGAAUUACUUAACAGCAUGUGCGUCAUUCUGUAGUAGCUACCGUAAUAUGCCGAAUGGGUCGUGCUCCGGCGUCGGGUGUUGCCAAGUGACAAUUCCCGGCGGAUUGAAUCAAAUGCAUGUAACGGUCACAGGGGGUGACAUAACGAACGGAUCGGAUAUAUAUUCAUGUGGAUAUGGCUUCGUGGUGGAAGAGAGUGAGUUUAAGUUUUCAUCGGCUUAUGUUCCCCACUACCCGAACGCCACCGUGUCGACGGUGUUGGACUGGUCCGUUGGCAACGAGUCCUGUUUGGAGGCUAUAGAUAGCCAAAGCUAUGUCUGUCAAGGAAAUAGCAGUUGCCUAAACCGAGACCUUAUGGAGGGUUACCGCUGCAAGUGCUUGGAUGGGUUCAUUGGGAAUCCAUAUUUGCCACACAUUGGGUGCCAAGACAAAAAUGAAUGUGAUGAUCCUAAUGAGAAUGAGUGUACAAAUACGUGUACAAAUACAGUAGGAAGUUAUGAAUGUAAAUGCCCACAUGGAUACUCCGGCGAUGGGAGAAAGAACGGCAUUGGUUGUGUUCGCCGCCGCCGCCAUCCUCAUGUUCUUAUACUAUAUUUUGGGGUGGUGGUGGGUAUAAUGGGGCUAAUGGUAAGCUGCUCUUGGUUAUAUAUCGGCUUCAAGAGAUGGAAGCUCAUCAAACUCAAAGCAAAAUUCUUCCGAAGAAAUGGAGGAUUAAUGUUAGAGCAACAACUUCCCAUCCGAGACGAAGCUGCACAAACCGCUAAAAUUUUCACUGCAGAGGAAUUACAAAAAGCCACUAACAACUACUCCGACGACCGGAUCGUCGGCAAAGGCGGAUUCGGAACUGUCUACAAAGGCAUCCUCCCUAACGGCGCCGCCGUUGCCAUCAAGAAGUCUAAGAUCGUCGAUAAAACCCAGACCAAACAGUUCGUUAACGAAGUCAUUGUUCUCUCCCAAAUCAAUCACCGCAAUACAGUCAAACUCUUAGGCUGUUGCUUGGAAGAAGAAGUUCCUCUUCUCGUCUACGAAUUCGUCUCCAACGGAACCCUAUUCGAUCACAUUCACAAGAGAAAAUCUCAACGCUCCAUUCCUUGGAAGACCCGCCUCAAAAUCGCUUCCGAAACCGCCGGAGUUCUCUCCUAUCUUCACUCCUCUGCCUCAAUUCCCAUCAUUCACAGGGAUGUCAAGUCCACCAACAUUCUCCUCGACGAGAAUUUUACCGCCAAGGUCUCCGACUUCGGAGCUUCGAAGCUCGUCCCGUUAGAUCAGGUGGAUUUGAACACGAUUGUGCAAGGAACUCUCGGAUACCUAGAUCCAGAGUAUUUGCAAACCAGUCAACUGACGGAGAAGAGCGACGUGUACAGCUUUGGCGUGGUUCUGGCGGAAUUGAUGACUGGAAAAGCUCCUCUGUCCUUCAGCCGAUCGGAGGAAGAACGGAAUCUAUCGAUGCAUUUUCUAAUCGCUAUGAAGCAGAAUCGUCUUGGAGAAAUUCUUGAUAAAGGUUUAGGCAGCGAUGUGGAUGAGGAACAAGUGAAGGAAGUUGCGAGCCUUGCAAAGCGGUGUUUGAGGGUGAAGGGAGAAGAAAGGCCGAGUAUGAAGGAAGUUGGUGCAGAGCUUGAAGGAUUGUGUCAAAUGGCGUGGGGUCAUCCAUGGAUUGUUGAUGAUAAAUCUUCAUCUGUUGAAGAAGAAGCAGAGGUUUUGGUCAUUGAAGAACAUAAAAAGGAAAUUCCAUUUGAUAGUUUUCUCUUCCCCAUUAACCAAAUGAUACCAAAACAACAUCCUGCCAGGUAAAUUUGUGUUUUUUGGUUUUACAAUCCUAUUUUUUCCCAUCUUCCUUCAAUUCAAUGUUCAAAUGUAUUAGGAUUUUAAUUACUCACAAUCGUGUACAAAUUUUAGCUUUAAAUUAUAAAGUUUUAGUCUCUCCCUACCAAAUUUGGAAUA